Messenger RNA from Somion occarium, 1409 nucleotides. NCBI's taxonomy places the organism in Eukaryota, Fungi, Basidiomycota, Agaricomycetes, Polyporales, Cerrenaceae. The record is from the annotation of a GenBank genome assembly.
ACGACGUUCGAUCUGCGAUGACGAUAGCUUCAUGACGUUGGCUAAGUCGAGCUUUGAGGCCGACACCUUGUAUUCUGUCCUUGAACCUCACGGGCCUUCCAAGUAAUAGUACACUCCAAUUCGUUGCGAAGUUCUGGCCGAACGAUAAUACCUAUCUAGAAUCUUUAACGCUCUGCAUGCACUCCACUUGAACCUCAGCUUAUGGACGAUGCACCGGAAACCUGUCUAGUCAUCAGACUUCAAUGGUGCACCUGAGGACACCUAACUUCCGUCCACACUGUGUUCGCGCCGGUCUCAAGUGCGUUCACUUUCCGAACGGUAAAAUACCGGUUCGCGUUACGCGAAACUGUCAGUGAAAGUUAUUACUGAUGCACAUCUUGAGAGCGAAUGUAUGAGAUGGCAAGGACACUUGACCUUGUCAUGCACUUCAUUCUUCGUCGUAUCCGAGUUUUAGCCGUUUGACUUUUUCAACUUCAGUCGAGGUUCAUUCAAUUCUCGGAGAAGGCCGCGGAUGAGGUGUCAAACCUCGCUAUAUAAGCUCAACGUCGACGAAGACUGGGAGUACUUUGACCUCAUUUCGAAGUAAGCUGCAGUAUGUUCAAGCUCGGGCUCUCUGUGCUGUCGCUUUCUGCACUUGUAAGCGUUGUUGUAGCUCAGCAACCAGUUUGGGCACAAUGCGGAGAUAUUGGCUGGACAGGCGGGACCACUUGUGUUGCGGGGACGACAUGUACUGUUCUUAAUGAUUAUUACAGCCAAUGCAUCCAGGGGACCGUUUCCACGACGCCUUCACAGCCCACAACGACCACCUCUAUCAUCACAACCACAACCUCUACUGGCGGUUCGACUCCUACAGGUACCAAUCAACCCAACUUCUGGUUCAGCUUUGGCGAUUCAUACACUCAGACUGGAUUCACAACGGACGGGGCUGCUCCAUCCGUAGGCAACCCACUCGGUAACCCACCCUACCCUGGAUAUACCGCAGUCGGAGGAACGAACUGGAUCGAUUUGAACACUGUUACCUAUAACAAGUCACUCAUCCUCACUUACAACUACGCCUACGGUGGUGCUACUAUUGACGCUACCCUUGUCCAACCCUACGAGCCCACUGUUCUUUCUUUGACUGAUCAAGUAAACGAGUUCUUGACCACUGUGGCUAGCAAACCUGCUAAUGCAUCUUGGACGAGCGAUAACGCGCUGUUCUCGUUCUGGAUUGGAAUCAAUGAUAUUGGUAACUCCUACUAUCUAUCUGGGUCAAGGGAUGCGUGAGUUCUCCAGUCUUAUUCUUGACAUGGAAUACUAGCUCGCGAACUAGAAACGUCAUGUUUUGAUAGGUUUUCGGACACGCUCUUGGAUGCUUAUUUCGCUCUGGUGCAGAAAGUCUAGUAAGCUCUGGCCUUUUCUUUUCUGUC